AUGGAUUCGCUUCGUGGUAAAAAUUCAGUUCAAAAAGUUGAGGGUGAAAUUCUUUAUCAAAUUGCCAUGUUGGACCUUGAAGAACUGUCAACUCUUAAAACCACAUCAAACUUUGAUGCCUCAUGGUACAAAUAUGAUCUGAACAAAACAUACCCGAGAAGUAAGGUUACUGAGGCUUUAUACAAGUAUGCUGGGAAUGAAAUCAAUGUAUUUGCUUUGUCUCUAAGGGCAUUGAGGAAAUUGGAGGAUCAAAGGUGCACGCAUACUGACAUUUCCAGAAAGCCUGAGCAUGAUGGAAUCAGAGAAAUCUACGUGAUGGGCAUCAGGGAGAGCUGGGUACAACCGUUGUGUGUCAGUCAACCUCUGAUGACGCGCAGAAAUGGAACCAGGGAACGAGUAAUGCAGCUACCGACCGAUCGGCACUUGAACACUAGAACCAAGAGUCACUGUUGUAUACCACUGUCGUCGUGCAGCUCCCACUUAUGCUACACUUCUCAUAUCACUUCUCAUAACAGUGCCAGAUUAGAUUCGAAAACAACAGGAUUUCCUUUUCCUGCUGUGGUUUCCGAACCUGUUCCUUCAACUGUGGUUGAACUAGAUGGCGGGUAG
Messenger RNA from Enterobius vermicularis (human pinworm), 609 nucleotides. Lineage: Eukaryota; Metazoa; Nematoda; Chromadorea; Rhabditida; Oxyuridae. The record is from the annotation of a GenBank genome assembly.